Molecule: messenger RNA, 1917 nt
Organism: Penicillium olsonii
Lineage: Eukaryota; Fungi; Ascomycota; Eurotiomycetes; Eurotiales; Aspergillaceae
Source: the annotation of a GenBank genome assembly
AUGAUGAGGUCUUCUCCAGAUUCAGUGCGCAAACCCUCUGCCCCAUCUCUUGACCCUCCCACCUUCUUCCUAUCCCGCACCCCGCAUGUCUCGGAAAUGGAGCCGAGUCUCGUGCGGCCGGACGAGACGAAAGAGAGUAUGUACGGCGUACACAGUAUCGAUACCACGCAUUCAAUAUACUCCGCUCCCAACAGUCCUUUGGCGACCGGCUUAGAUGUCCACACGCAGUCGACGAAGGCGGGUCCUGGCCAGGACCCGGGGCAGACCUCCCCGGGAGGGUCCCGGCCGUUAACUCCGUUCACACUGGGUCUCCCGGACGACUUGUCACUCCCCAGCAGUCCCAAGUCCAUCUCCAAUCAAUCAUUACGGCCGCUCGAUGAGAUUUCGAUCACAGACGAAAUUGAGAGUCAGGCCGUCGGAUCGGGCGACGAGGAGGCAAAAGGAUCCCCACGAAUAGGUGGGGCAUCCCAGCUGAUCAUGCCAAGUAUCAAAAUGCCGAGUCGUCGGCCGUUCACCGAGCGAGGCAAAGCCAUGGGUCGGUUCAAAGUUCUUUUGGCAGGAGCCCCUGGUUCGGGAAAAACCGCUUUGAUCAAGGCCCUUGUCCAGACAUGUGACGAUAUCGUCCAUGUCGAUACCAUCCCGGUGAGCUCGGUGGAGCGUCGCAGACCAUCCCAGUCGGGACGCCCAUCGACGACCGAAAUUUAUGCUAGCACCAAACCUUAUCCAACGUGGUGGUCGGAUCUGGAAGAUUCGCGCGUGCUCAAACGCCGGAAAAGUAUUGGGGAAAUCGUGCUCGAGCGGAAUCUCUGUUUUGUCGACACGCUAUCGAACUUAAGUCGUGCAGGUCAGACAGAUGCCACGGCGCAAUACAUGUACCACCAACUGGUUCGCGCGACCAAUGCAAUCAGUGGUUCGAAUGUGGAUUUCCAAAACCUCCUUGCUGGGAAUGGUGGAUCCCAAGUGGAUGCCGUAUUAUAUCUGAUAUCCCAUGACACCCUAUCAACAGAUGUGGAGUGCAUCCGCAAACUCAACGAGCUCAGCAACGUAAUCCCAGUGAUAUCCAAAGCAGACACACUCUCCCCAACCCAGAUCAGCACACUCAAAGUCCACUUCCACGACCAAGCUCGAGAAGUCGGGAUGAAGCCUUUCCUUUUCGGCCUCAACGAAUCCAGUAUAGACUCCCAGCCCCCGUACGCUGUUUCUUCGGCGAAAGGGUCAGACCCAGAAACCAUGGAUGCCAGCAUCCUCAUGAGCCCGGACUACGUCCAACCUCUCAUCCCCUCCGAACUAACCACCCUAGUCGACCAAAUAUUCGAUCGCGAUAACCUCGCCUGGCUGCGCCACUCCGCCGCAAAGAAACUGAUCCAGCGCGCCUCGGCUCUGCAACCCAUUCUCACCAACCCAGCCCCACCUGGUGGAUCCCGUCCUCCCUGGCAGGCCGCCUCUCCGUCCCCACCCAGCUACGCCAUGGCCCGACUGACAGAUUACACUCGCACCGAGGAGCGCAUGGCCCAGGUCCGUCUGGCGCAGUGGGCGACCGAUCUUCAGCGCAGUCUGCAGAACGAGCGCGAUCGCUACACGGAGCUUGCGCGCGGCGAGCGGGCCGUGUGGUUGACCGAACGGCUGGGCGAGUGUGUCGUCGAUGGUUCCCUGGUGCCGCUUUCGCAGACGCCAGGCUUCUGUGGACCGAAGACGCUGCGGGCGCAUUCGUAUCGCGUUGGGAUUAGUCCCCAGGACCCGUUGGGGGUGGUGGGCUGGGUGGAUGAUUUGGGGAGGAGGAGCUGGGUGCUUGUUCAGAUCGUUGGGAGUGUCGGCGUUGUAGGGGGGUUGGCGCUCUGGUUAGCGCGUAAUUGGGGUCUGCCGACGCGCAGUCUGACGGAUCUACGGGUGGACUACUGGUGUAGUCUGGACCGGUGA